CUCAUCGCUAACAGUCGUCUUUUUUCCCCCUCAAUAAGGAAUACUGACUCCCUUUUUCUUCUUCUUACCAGCAGUAAAUCCACGUCCGGUUCGUUGAAAUACCCUCACUCUCUGGAUGGGAUUAGAGACACGUACGUACCCACGACUCGGCAAGGAAGACAUGUCCCUCCGACCCUGCACAGUACCAUGAUGGCUGGAUAGCUAGCACAAUGGGACUUUAACCGGCAACCUCAUGGAGCCCUGACAUAAAGUGCUGAGAGCAGAUAAAUGGAACUGCAGGACAGGAGUCACACCCCGUCCCGUAGGGCCAGCAGGGUGGAGCAGGUGGUGGGGCGAUGGCUCAGGCGGUCCCGAGAUCUGGGCAGCAGGUCUUUAAGCAGAGACAGCGUCGAGGUAGAUGGGAGAACAGCAGAGUCUGGUACUUCAGCUGACAGGAACUAUCCAUUCCGGUUGAAUGUCUUGAUCCAGCGAGACCCAAACCUCAAAUCUCAUGGCCUCACUCUUUCAUCUCACACACCCAUCCUGGUAGAAGAGGUAACCCCAGGUGGUCCGGCAGAUGGUCGGCUCUUCCCCGGGGACCAGCUUGUGAAAAUCAAUAACGUCGCUGUCGAUGAUCUGACCUCUGAGCAAGCUGCAGAAAUAAUCAGAGAGUGUGAAGAUACUUUAUCUCUGACGAUUCUCCGAACAAUGCUGGGCCCGAAGUCUUCAUUCAUUACGCCUGAAAAAAGAGCCAAGCUCAAGUCGAACCCGGUCAAGGUUCACUUUGCGGAGGAAGUGGAAGUCAAUGGACACGCUCAGGGCAACUCGCUGCUAUUCCUGCCCAAUGUUCUGAAGGUUUAUCUGGAGAACGGGCAGACCAAGGCCUUCAAAUUUGAACCCGUCACAACAGUCAAGGACAUCGUGAUGACACUAAAGGAAAAGCUUUCUUUAAGGAAAAUUGAACAUUUCUCCCUGGUGCUGGAACAACAAUACAGUGUGACUAAACUGCUGCUGCUACAUGACGAGGAGAAGAUCCAACAGGUAGUUCAGAAGAAAGAUGCCCAUGACUUCAGAUGUCUGUUUCGAGUUUGUUUCAUCCCUAAAAAACCUGAGACUCUCCUACAGGGAGAUCCCACUGCCUUUGAGUACCUUUACCUGCAGGGAGUGAAUGAUGUUCUGCAAGAGCGCUUUGCAGUGGAAAUGAGGUGCAACACCGCUCUGCGACUUGCUGCAAUGCACAUCCAGGAGAGGUUGGUGAGCUGUGGACUGCCACCAAAGACCAACUUGAAGACAGUCACUAAGACAUGGGGCAUCGAAACCUUUGUUUCCUCCACAUUGCUGAGAAACAUGCGGGAAAAGGACUUGAAAAAGGCCAUCAACUUCCAGUUGAAAAGUUGCCAAUCAGAAAGUGAUCUCAAACAGAAGGGCCUGACGGUCCAGCAGGCACGCAUCAACUACUUGGAAGAACUAAGUGAGCUCAAGUCUUUUGGUGGGAAAUCUUUUAGCACAACUAUGAUGUUGCAGGACCGAGAGUCGACAGUAACCUUGCUGGUGGGCGCCCGCUAUGGCGUGAGCCAGGUGAUCAACCACAAACUGAGCAUCCUGUCCACUCUCACAGAGUUUAACAGCAUUACACGCCUGGAGCUCGUUCAUGAAUCUGACAAGGUCAGCUUGGUUAAAAUAUACCUGCAGGACAUUAAGCCCAUCACACUACUACUCGAGACAGUGGCAGCCAAGGAUAUGUCCUGCUUGAUAGCAGGGUACUGCCGAGUGUUUGUCGACCCCACUGUCAACAUUUUCCCCUGGAUGAAGCACAAAGUGUCUGUCGAAGAAGGCUAUGUGUCGCGUUGUUGCAGUGACUCUGACAACUCAUCCGACUUAGACAUGGAGCCGCUUGUCACCCGCUUGCCUCGUGACGGAAAACGUCCACGUGUCAGAUCCUCGGCGGAUAGGGAGGGAAGGCACAGGCCGGUAAAGAACGUCCGGAAAAACAAAUCAGACAGGGAAAACAGAAACAACGUCUGUGAAGACAAGAGACAAAAAACGCUAAACAACGCUGACACAGAAAUGGAUCUGAAUGAUAGAAUGAAAGAGUGCAAGGAAGAAGACAAACAGCUCAAGCUGGAGACAAAAGCCCAGAAUUGUGGACGUAUACAGAUCGAUGCGACAAGUAAAGAUUGUGGGAAACUCCAAUAUGAGGCACGAGAAUCCAAGACAGAAAGUGCAGUUACUGAGGACCAAGCGUCUCUGUCAGACUCCUGUGUCAUCACCAGCCCUUCCAGUGACUCCUUUGACUUACUGGAGGAAGACAACUUGAUUCCAUGUUCGUCUUCCUCCAUCCAUCCCAGUGGUUCAACACCAAGUCAUGCCCAGACAUCUUCAUCUCUUGAGCUUCACCCUUACACUCAGACCUACUCUGAGGAUCACCCACUUGUUCCUCCUCCAGCUCACUUCCAUCGUCUUCUUGGCUUGACGUCUUACAGUAGCGAUAAUGACGGACGCAGCCCAACUUCUGACAACGGAGUUGAACCCCGACCCCUUCAACCUGUCUCCCCUUUUUCUGACGGUCACCGUACCAGUUACUCAACCAGUUCCUUCUCAGACAAUGGCACCAUCUGUUUCGCUGAGCUAUCGCGCAUUGCAGACCUUCUCCCGAGUCCUCCUGAGGCAAGCGAGGACGAACAGGAGAACAUGAAGAGGACAAAUAUGCUGACUGACAACAUGGAUGAGGCUUUGAGAAGAAUAUGUGAAGGAGGAAACCGUAGUUUUCAGCAAGACCCACAUUCACCUUCCUUGACAUCCGCCUCCUCCAACUCUGACUUUGUGUUUAACUUUGACCAAAGCGACGCACGCUGUUACUACAAACUCUGCUCCAACAUCACCCCUGACAGUGCUUGCAAACUUUCCCAACCUGUGACUGACACUCGGAGAGGAGAUAAAAUGGAGGGAGAUCAAGCUGAAGCAGGUCGACUGCAACCCCUUACCAUUCUUCUGCCACCACCUGGCUUUGAAGACAGUAGUAGCUCCGAUGAGGAGUUCUUUGAUGCCAGGGAUCGCCUCACCUCACCUGAAAAUCCAACCUCUGGGGCAGUGCCUACAGAUGAUUGUGGUGAGAUUUUCAGCACGCUCAGUCUUGGUGACUUCAGAGUCUCUGUACCAGAUGCAAACAAGAAAGAGAGACAAGGGAACAAGGAAGUUGGAUCCAGAAAAAGAGAUGGUUCACAUUAUCCUUUGAUGAAAAAAGCUCACACCUACAAAAUAUCCCAUCCGGAUCCUAAUGUAGCAUCAGUGCAGGAUUUGUUCUGUUCUAGGUUGAGUAAAAACCUUAUGGCAGAAUCGGGUUCUUAUGAACCUUCAGAACAAACACUAAAUCUUAGUCCUACUGAGUCCUACCCUCUGAGUUACUCUGAAGGGGAACCAGCACAGCUUGAGUCGAAACCUAUUCUGCUCACUAAUGGACCACGCUGUUUGACUAAUAUUGUACCCGGUGACCAAACGGAAGACCCUCUGGCCCCCACCAGGAACAGGAAACAAGAAAUGGAGAUGGAACCUGAGGCAAUGGAAUCCAAAUCUGUCUCAGACGCACUUAAGACAUUAAAUAUAUCCAUCAAUGUUGUGCGAUACCGAGUUGACCCGGAUGGAAGGGAGAGUGUUGAUUGUAGAAGUGAUGGAAAGGAAGAAGGGGGUUACCAGGACGGAAUGAAGGAAAGAAAAUCCGAAGAUGAGACAGAGCCAUUUGUGACACUCGAAGAUAACACAUCGGCAGAGUUGAAUGCAAAGAGUGUCAACCUUACUGCUCAAAACACACAAACCCAGGUUCAGGACUUAGUGCCUUCAUCAUGUUCAACGCCAUCCCCUCUUCCUCCAGAGCUGGUUCGUCCCGGAUUACAAAGUCACAGUACAGGGACAUCCAGCAAGAUAUUCUCAUUCAACUCUGAUGAACAAUUAAAUUCAGUCAACAACUCUCAGUUAAAUUCAGAAAUGACAAGCAACGGAGGUGAAGCUACCGUUGCGGUUUGUUCUGUGAGUAAUACCAGUGGUGAGGUUACAAAGAGCACCGAUUCUGAUAAAGCUCUUGAAGCUGAUGAAGUAAUGGAUGCCUCUAUUGGGAAAUAUGUUGACACAGAUGAUCGGAGGACUCUAAAGAGCAGGAGCAUAAGUGUGCAUCCAUCUACAGGAAGUACAUCUCAAAUGAGAAGUGAAUGCCCUAAAAAUACCAUCGCUGAAAAGUCCACAAUUUGUGCUCAAUCUGAAUACACCCACACUGUCAACUCCAUCACAGCAAAGCUUGGCGCUGCAAUAAGUGAUGGUUCUCCACGAUUUAAUUCAGGGCCUGGAUUGAUAACUGAAGGUUCGAAUGCUUUAUAUGUGACUCAAACUGUGCAUGAAACCAGAGAAGAAUCCUAUUCAGGUAAUUGUUCACUUCAAACUAACACCGCCAUGAUUUACAAUCUUGCCAAAGGGUCCCCGUCACCGACUCAUUUCCUCUAUCAGUCCUGUUCCCCAAGCAUCAUGGGCCGUUUGUCCGCCUCCAGACUUAGAGGAACUAUUCAAAAGUUGCCCAUGUUUUUAUCACACUCUAAAGAAUCUCUUAACCAAAAUGGGUUGGAGAAUGAGGCCCAAUGUUCUGUGAACAAUGGCAUCAUGCACAAAAUGGUUGAUGCUAAUGAUGUCCUGAAAAUCAAAGAUACAAUAGAGGCAGUGGAGUCUGACGAUUCAGAUACUGUUACUGGAUCAGAUCAAGAGGGGGAGUUUUCUGUUGAUACAGCCAACAACUCUGACUUAGUACCAGAAGGGACAGAAACACGAGAGAUGUUGGCUGAUGAUGUUACAAUAUCCUUGCCCGUCCAGAAUGAACCUCAACCACAACAAAGAAAUUCCCUAUUGCUGCUCGAAUCCAACGAUACACCAGGACCAAUAACACAGCCUCCAGGUUCCAUAAUGGUAAGCCUUCCAGGUCUGACAAUGCCCACACCUGGUCCUGUAAAAGACGCCCCAAGAUCAAAUAUUGAAGGUACAAUUCCAACUGAAAGUAUUCCAGUUUAUAAACUAAGGUCUCAGAUAACCAACACCCCUCCUCAAAACCUAAAUGGGCUGGAAAAAAUGCAUGGUCAGUCACAAAAAGAACAAAUACGUGACACACCAGACCUAAUAGGUCAACAUAGGCCCCCAGAACAGAACAUGGACUCAUUGCGCCCACUCUCUUCUGCCGGUGAGAACCCAGAGGUAUCAUCAAAGGAAGGGACUACUUUAAACUUGAAACAUGAGAUAGGGUGCACUUCUAUACUGACCUCUAGGUGUGAGUCAGUAGUGGAGGGGUUGAACAAGGAUGCAUGUGGUUGUUCAACUAUCUACACCGACUGCUUUAGCAGGGAGGGCAGCUUUGAUGAGGAGAUGACCAUCUACGAGUUCUCAUGCAAAGGCAGUAGUGUGACCCCAAGUUCCAGGUUAGAUCCUCUCAUGACUGAUCCUUCCGUUUCAUAUCUUCCGACAUCCUCUUCUGCUCACCCUGCCUCAUUUCCACCCACCAUUCUGUUCUCCCCGCCAACGUCUGAGCUCGGUCCCCUCCUCUCACCACUCAUUGACGUUUGUGCGCACUCUAAAACACAAAAAGACGCUAUCAAUCAACUAGGAAACCAACGUUACCCCAAACCACCCACUGGAUUCCAAGUUCUCUGUGCGGAUGUAGACAAGCUCUUUUCUGUCUUGGAAAAAACUGGUGUUGACCGUUCUGUUGACGGUCUAAGAGGUCACCAUCCAAGGGAUACUUGUGCAUCCCACUUCACAGAGAACAAGCAGGUACUCCAAACUGAAGCAAGGCGGCUCACCACAUGCUGCCAAAAGGUGGUGGGUGUUGACCAAAAUCCUGAGGAAAUGCUCAGUUCGUUGGCGGACAGUUUUCGUACCUUGGUGGAGUUAGCGGGCAUAUGCAUGUGGUUUUCUGGUUGCGACAGAUGUGAGCGGAGGAAUGCCGAAGCUGUCGCGGGUCUGGUGGAUGUUGCUCGCUCUUUCAGGGACUUGUGUCUGGCAGCAGAGCGUGCCGGCAGCAAUCGUAGCUGCCAUGACCUGAGCACCAAGCUGCUAGCUAAACAAUGCACCGCACUCACUGCCUCCGUUUUCUGCCUCACUCAGGUCUUCCGUACUCUCACAGAACUGUGAAGGAGGGACAGCCUGUGGUGCAAAAUCUCAGCUGGCAUGUCGAUGGAGUGGUAAUGUGCAUGUGUUUACCGGCUAUUAACACGUGCAAGACCAAUUUGGUCCAUCCAGUAACCAAACUGCAAGUUGCUUAAGCAAGCCUGCUUGAAUGUAUCGUGUAUGAUGUUCAGCAAAUGUUAGAGUUAAGAACGUUACGACGACGUCGGCACGAAAUGUGGAAUCAAAGAAAAUAUCGUAAUGUAAAUGUUAUUGUUUACAGACUGAGUCUCAGGAGUUUUGGCUUGCGACAGUGGUGAGCCUUUAGUUUCUGUUCCGAAGUUUAAAAUAGAACAUUAAACAAUACCAUUAAUUAUUUACAAAAUAUUGCAUCCCGUAUUUUUCGGAGUAUAAGUCGCACCUGCCGAAAAUGCAUAAUAAAGAAGAAAAACAUCAUAUAUAAGUCGCACUGGAGUAUAAGUCGCAUUUUGGGGGUAAAUUUAUUUGAUAAAAUCCAACACCAAGAAUAGACAUUUGAAAGGCAAUUUAAAAUAAAUAAAGAAUAGUGAACAAUAGAGUGAAUAAGUGUACGUUAUAUGAGGCAUAAAUAAGCAACUGAGAAGGUGGCUGCUAUGUUAACCUAACAUAUUAUGGUAAGAGUCAUUCAAACAACUAUAACAUAUAGAACAGUGGUUCUUAACCUUGUUGGGGGUACCGAACCCCACCAAUUUCAUAUACGCGUUCACCGAACCCUUCUUUAGUAAAACGAAAAAAAAAAUAUAUAUAUAUAUAUAUAUAUAUAUAUAUUUUUUUUUUUUUCCAUAUACAAGAAAAAGCUAUAUGUUUUUUACUGGUGCACAAGAUGAACCAUGCAUGAACAUCACCUUGUUCAAAGAACAAAACCAACACAGUGCAUGAACUCACUCCGAUUGAAACAAGUUGAGAAACGUAUUUGGGUGUUACCAUUUAGUGGUCAACUGUACGGAAUAUGUACUAAACUGUGUAAACCAGGGGUCACCAACCUUUUUGAAACAUAGAGCUACUUCUUGGGUACUGAUUAAUGCGAAGGGCUACCAGUUUGAUACACACUUAAAUAAAUUGCCAGAAAUAACCAAUUUCCUCAAUUUACCUUUAAUGAAUAAAUCUACAUAUAUAUAUAAAAAAAAAUUGGUAUUUCUGUCUGUCAUUCCGUCGAAAGGAAUUAAGAGGAAAAACUAGCUAAUUCGAAUCUUUUUGAAAAAAUUAAAAAAAUAAUUUAUAGAACAUCAUUAGUAAUUUUUAUAGAUUAAGAUUAAUUUUAGAAUUUUGAUGACAUGUUUUAAAUCCAAUCUGCACUUUGUUAGAAUAUAUAACAAAUUGGACCAAGCUAUAUUUCUAACAAAGACAAUCAAAAUUUCUUCUAGAUUUUCUAGACAUUUUUCUUAAAAGAAAUUCAAAACACUUUGAAAUAAGAUUAAAUUUGAUUCUACAGCUUUUCACGAUUUACCAGAAUAAUAUUUUUCAAUUGUAAUCAUGAUAAGUUUGAAUAAAAAAUUCACAAAUAUUCUUCGUCGAAAAAACAGAAGCUAAAAUGAAGAAUUAAAUUAAAACGUAUUUAUUAUUCUUUACAAUAAUAACAGAAAAAUACUUGAACAUUGAUUUAAAUUGUCAGGAAAGAAGAGGAAGGAAUUUAAAAGGUAAAAAGGUUUAAAAAUCAUUUUUAAGGUUGUAUUUUUUCUCUAAAAUUGUCUUUCUGAAAGUUAUAAGAAGCAAAGUCAAAAAAAUAAAAUAAUUUAUUUAAACAAGUGAAGACCAAGUCUUUAAAAUAUUUUCUUGGAUUUUCAAAUUCUAUUUGAGUUUUGUCUCUUAGAAUUAAAAAUGUCGAGCAAAGCGAAACCAGCUUGCUAGUAAAUAAAUACAAUUGAAAAAAUACAGGCAGCUCACUGGUAAGUGCUGCUAUUUGAGCUAUUUUUAGAACAGGCCAGCGGGUGACUCAUUUGGUCCUUACGGGCUACCUGGUGACCCCUGGUGUAAACUGUACUGUUUCAUAUAAUGUAUUCUCUUCCUUUUCAAUCUGCUAGUAAAAGUUUCAAAUCGAUCAAUCCAACAACCUGCAAAUCAGAUGGAAAAUUAGAGGGAACAUUGUUUGGGGGUAUCCAUAAUACGCUGGUAGGGAGAACUUUUUAUUUACAUGAUAAGUCGAAUGCGCCGAACCCCUGAGGUCGACUCACCGAACCCCCUAGAGUUCGAUCGAACCCAGGUUAAGAACCACUGAUAUAGAACAUGCUAUACCUUUACCAAACAAUCUGUCACUCCUAAUCGAUAAAUCCUAUGAAAUCUUAUACGUCUAGUCUCUUACGUGAAUGAGCUAAAUAAUAUUAUUUGAUAUUUUACGGUAAUUUCACACAUAAGUCGCUCCCGAGAAUAAGUCGCACCCCCCGGCCAAACUAUGAAAAAAAACUGCGACUUAUAGUCCGAAAAAUACGGUAACUGUUUUUUUAGGAUCGCAGAAGGUUUGGUUCAAUGCUUUAUUUUCUACUGUAGCGCUGCUUAUCUAUUUUUUAUGAAAACUUUUAGUGAUGACUUCUGAAAUAUUAUUUUUACAAAAGAAAGAAAAAAAAAGACUAGCGUUGCAAAACGAAGGUUGUUUGCAAUUUAGCAAACGUCGCCUAUGCAAACACAUUCCCCGUAUUUUCUUCACGUUUGGUCUGAUUGAGGAAAGACUGAUGCCGUGAGUUCAGUAGUUCUCGUUUUCUUCUACCUCCAGCUGUGGUUGUUACUCUAAACCAUUCAUCUUUUUUUGUCAAUUGACUUGCACUUUGUGGGCAAGUGUAACAGAUUUAUGAUCUCAAUUGCUUACUGUCUUACUACUGUUCUUGUUUGAUGUCAUUUUAUGUAAUUUAAUACAUUUACAGAUUAUGUAAUGUGACUAUUUUGCAAAUUGUAUUAUUCUAAGUUCAGUACUGUGAUUUCCUAUAUUUUUUAUGGUCAUUGAACGUCACAUGUCACAGCAGAUAUCGAGACUGAGACCCGUGUGAGUCGUCAGUCUGUUGUCUUCCACGUGACGCUAAGUUGUGCUCUCUGGCGCUCCGUCAAAUAGCUUUCAGCUAACUCAUGGGUGUCAAACUCUGGCCCGCGCCGUGUAAUUUCAUAUGCAUCGCAUACUUGCUCAACAGCCAUACAGGUCACACUGAGGGUGGCCUUAUUAACAACUUUAACACUGUUAUACCACACUGUGAACCCACACCAAACAAGAAUGACAAACACAUUUCGGGAGAACAUCCGCACCGUAACACAACAGAACAAAUACCCAGAACCCCUUGCAGCACUAACUCUUCCGGGGCGCUACAAUAUACACCCCCGCUACCAACAAAACUCGAUUUUGCAUGUCACUAUAAAGUUAUAAAAGCCUUGCUUGUUCAAUAUUCAAUGCAAAACUUGUUUGGGUCCCUAUUAAAACGUUAAGUUUUUCAACUGGUUCGCUGCUUUGUUCAGUUUAGAAUUUUGGUCCACUCUGUAUUUGAGUUUGACACCCCUGAGCUAACUUAUUAGCAGGCUACUUAGCUGUAGGCCUAAAAGAGAGAUACCAUAUUUUCUUGAAUAGCCGCCGGGCAUGUAAUAUGUGCCUGCCUUGAAUUACUGCCAGGUAAAAGUUGCUCCCCAAAUUUAUAAGCGCAUGCUUACUUUUACCGCCGGGUCAAAUUCGUGACGUCGCGAGUCACGCUUCCCCUGCCGUCAUUUUCAAAAUGGUGGAGGAGUUUUUCUUUUAUUUCACUAUGUGUAAACCAGGGGUCUUGUUCCACAGCCAUACAGAACACACUGAUGGUUGUGAUAUAAAACAACUUUAACACUCUUACUAAUAUGCGCCACACUCUGUGAACCCACACCAAACAAGAAGUGAAGUGAAUUAUAUUUAUAUAGCGCUUUUCUCUAGUGACUCAAAGCGCUUUACAUAGUGAAACCCAAUAUGUAAGUUACAUUUAAACCAGUGUGGGUGGCACUGGGAGCAGGUGGGUAAAGUGUCUUGCCCAAGGACACAACGACAGUGACUAGGAUGGCGGAAGCGGGAAUCGAACCUGCAACCCUCAAGUUGCUGGCACGGGCACUCUACUAACCGAGCUAUGCCGCCCCAAGAAUAACAAACACAUUUCUGGAGAACAUUGGCUCUGUAACACAUUAUA
Molecule: messenger RNA, 10271 nt
Organism: Nerophis ophidion (straightnose pipefish)
Lineage: Eukaryota; Metazoa; Chordata; Actinopteri; Syngnathiformes; Syngnathidae
Gene: frmpd1a
Product: FERM and PDZ domain-containing protein 1
Exons: 16
Coding region: 268-6138 (1956 amino acids)
Cellular component (GO): cytoskeleton
Molecular function (GO): protein binding
Source: RefSeq, a predicted model, not a curated record